This is a messenger RNA of Phaedon cochleariae (mustard beetle), 820 nucleotides long. Lineage: Eukaryota; Metazoa; Arthropoda; Insecta; Coleoptera; Chrysomelidae. The record is from the annotation of a GenBank genome assembly.
CUUUUUGGGACAUUUUAUGUUGAGCAGCUGGCAACACUGUCUAGCUCUGUAAUCUGAUUUGUAUCUAUAGUUUUUCCGCUAUAUAAUAAUUUUUGAUCACUUGUAUCAGCAGUUAACGAUUGAAAUUUUUAGAAUGUUUGCUUUGAGAAGGCCACUAGUAAGUAGUCGUUUUUUCUCUUCAGUUGUUCGAAGUAUGGAGAAGCACGGUGUUGUACCAGACGUUGUUGAUGUUGCUCCUGAACAAGUGAUUGAGGUUAGCUAUCCCAGUGGAGCUAAAGUUGAACACGGUAAUGUUCUAACUCCAACCUUGGUCAAGGAUGUGCCUACCGUAAAAUGGGAAGCAGACAAAAGCGCUUUCUACACUGUUUGCAUGACAGAUCCAGAUGCACCUAGUCGCAAAGAACCUAAAUUCCGUGAAUGGCACCACUGGCUGGUGGGAAAUGUCCCGGGUUCUGAUGUAGGAAAGGGGGAGGUUCUCUCGCAGUAUGUUGGUUCCGGCCCACCACAGGGCACCGGCCUGCACAGAUACGUUUUCUUGGUGUACAAACAGAACGGAAAACUUACUUUCGAUGAGAAGAGAUUGACCAAUACUUCAGGUGAUGGUAGGGGUGGUUUUUCCAUCAGAAAAUUCGCAUCUAAAUAUAACUUGGGGCAACCUAUUGCUGGGAACUUAUAUCAAGCCGAGUUCGAUGACUAUGUUCCAAUCCUCUACAAACAAUUGGGAGGUUAAGAUGACAGUGGAGCUGUCUUAUUUUAAGUGUUUGGUCUUGUAUCAUGUUUUAAGUACGUUGAAAAAUACAUUGGUUAGUGUUUCUCUAGU